Messenger RNA from Carassius auratus (goldfish), 5069 nucleotides. RefSeq names its product vascular endothelial growth factor receptor 1-like. The record is from RefSeq and is a predicted model, not a curated record. Gene Ontology annotation, biological process: positive regulation of kinase activity; protein phosphorylation; multicellular organism development. Bases 741 to 4616 code for a protein of 1291 amino acids. Gene Ontology annotation, molecular function: vascular endothelial growth factor receptor activity; ATP binding; growth factor binding. Gene Ontology annotation, cellular component: plasma membrane; signaling receptor complex. NCBI's taxonomy places the organism in Eukaryota, Metazoa, Chordata, Actinopteri, Cypriniformes, Cyprinidae. The transcript has 31 exons.
CACACAUAUAUUUACACCAGAGAAUGGGUGAUUGGCCCAAACUCAGUUGCUUGUGAUCGAGGUGCCCAGCUCUCAUGGUGCCCAGACACACAGCAAACAUCAACACCUCUGCAUCGGAAGCAAUUUCCCACCAAUUCCUGUUGCUCAGCGUUUGAAACCUCUACCCACGGUCUUCCAGAAGCUUCACUCCCUUCUUCAUGCCCCAAACUCAUAAGAACCACCUACAAACCAACUGUAUUCUGUAAAGCCUCGACAGUGGACUAAUAGUGUAGAGACUGAGGGGAUUAUUUGCAGUGGAAAGAGUUCUCUUGGAUUGCAAGGGUGGGAUAACUUCACACAGCGUUGGAUUUACCGCAAUAAAUUAGUUUAUUUGUGAUUUGAUUGAUGAAGUGGAGGAAAGACACAGGAGCUGUGCUGUACAUCGGGCUGUAGGUCACGUCGGUCGCGCGGGAUGGGUGUGUCGAUGAGCGUCACGGAAGCCCCGGUGGCAGUGGGAAAUGAAUAAAUCCCAGCCCGCGGUCAUAAUGGGCAAGAGUUUAACUGGAAUUCAUGCGUGGUCCUCCGGCUUCAAGAGUUCAUAUACUCCGGACGAUACCGAAGUUGAUUGUAGUCCAUGUGAAAGCAGGGGUUGAGGAGUUUGGUGUUUGUAAAGGUGCAGUGAUUCUCUGGAGUACUGGAUCUGCAGUGUUUCUUCAUAGGUGUUCAUAUCCAAGCAAAGGACCUCAAGGAAGACCAAGAGAAUGUUCGAUAUAUUAUUUGUGAUGAUAUUUGGAUUGUCAGGGCGUGUUCUGACAAAAGAUACAGACACAAAAGGGAGGUUCAAUUCUCCAGUGUUGGAUGUUACUGAAAAGCAGCUUAUUAUAGAGAGAAAUCAGACACUUCAGCUAAACUGCAGGGGUCGGUGGGAGCUCCAAUGGGUUUUGCCAUCAGGCGUCCCGAAAGUCUACCACGGCACCCAGAUAGAAAAGACUGUAUGCGGGAAGAAAAAUAACCAGUACUGCAGCCGCCUGACGCUCAGUCCUGCUUUAGCUCAACACACUGGCUCUUACCGCUGCAGGUACCGCCAAAAGCAGCACAAACAGGCCUCUGUGUACGUCUACAUCAGAGAUAGCCAGCAGCCGUUUGUAAAGAUGCACUCGGAGAUCCCAGAUGUGGUGUACAUGAAGGAGGGAGAGCCGUUGGUGUUCCCCUGCAGAGUCACAAACCCGGAUGCCAAAGUCUUGUUGGUCAAGGAGAGUGUCUCAGCUUUUAAUAUCCACCGGUUAGCUCCUGAUCAUAGAAACAUCAUCUGGAACAGCAGGCAAGGUUUCACUAUCCGUACUCCCACAUUCUUCUACAUCGGGCUAUUUUCCUGUGAGACUGUCGUCAAUGGAGUCAAAUAUAGCAACAAGUUCUUGACUCACAGACCAGUGAAUGAGAUUCUGGAUGUGUAUUUGAACAGCACGGGUUUGGUCCACACAUUACAGGGCCAGAUGUUAGCACUGAACUGCACCGUUACAGCUGCAUGGAACACCAGGGUUUCCAUCAGCUGGACGUACCCACAAAAGGCUAAUGGAUCUGCCAAUAUCAUCAGACGCAUAUCAAGGAGCCAAACCAACAUGCUCUUCUACAGUCUUCUCACCAUCCCUAGACUGAGCAAAGCAGACAGAGGACUUUACAAAUGCCAUGUAACAAGUGGUCCAUCUAAGCGAGAAACAAAUACCACAGUUAUUGUCUAUGACCAGCCGUUCAUUCGACUCAAGCACAGAGAUGGCCCUGUGGUUCAGGCUUCUGCAGGACAGAAAUCUUUCCGUCUUACUCCAAAACUGAGGGCUUUCCCUGCACCUGAAGUCAUCUGGUUGAAGGAUGGGAUGAUCGCCGCCGAGCGGUGCUCCCGGUACCAUGUAGAUGGGUUUUCUCUGGUCAUUCGGGAUGUUGCAGAAGAAGAUGCUGGAAUCUACACCAUCCUUACUGGCAUCCAGCAGUAUGGACUUUAUCAGAACCUCACACUCACGUUGGUGGUAAAUGUGAAGCCACAGAUUGGAGAAAAGACAGUUUCCUCUCAGCAAGCCGGGACUGUCCAGCGAGGCAGCAGACAAGCCCUUCACUGCACCUCUCACGGUGUCCCACCACCUCAAAUACAAUGGCUCUGGCAUCCAUGUCCUCCGAAAGGCCUAUGCGAGAAGCCUCCUCCUUCGUCCUGGACUGCAGUCAGCGAGAAGACAGAAGUCACGUCCACCCACAAUCCCAUCCUGACCGUCAGCUACAGACAGGAAGUGUUAGAAGGGAAGAAUAAGACUGUAGGAGUUCUGACAGUUGGCGAAGCAUUGAUAUCUGGCAUCUAUCGCUGUGUUGCAUCAAACUUAAUGGGCAGAGAUGAACUAGACAUCAGUUUCUAUGUCACAGAUGUCAAAGGAGGCCUAAUCGUGUCUUUGGAGGAAGAGCCCAGAGAGGGAGGGGACCUCCAUCUGGUCUGUAUAGCCAAUAGGCACCUCUAUUCAGACCUGUCAUGGUAUAGAUUUACGAAUCAAUCCACCACAUCAGAGGGAGCUUCAGAUCUCCGCGGGGAGCUCAAAGAGGGGCAGUUCUCUCACACUCUGGAGCUUCUGCUGAAGAAUGUGACUGCACAGGAUUCGGGAACAUACCGCUGUUCAGCCACACACCUGCUUACAGGAGAACAUACCCACCUAGAUACAACCGUGGAGGUCACAGUUCUGCAGGCACCGGUGCUGCUGCGAAAUCUGAGUGAUCACAGUGUUAACGUAAGCAAAUCAGUCACUCUCCGCUGCCCCUCUCGGGGAAUUCCACACCCCCAGAUCACAUGGUAUAAGGACCAGAGAAAGCUGCAACAGGUGUCUGGUAUUAUGCUGUUCCCAGAGGAAGGGACUCUUCAUAUCGACCGAAUUACAGUUGAAGACCAGGGACUUUACACCUGUAAGGCCACCAAUGAGAGAGGGUCUGUGGAGAGCUCCGCCCACAUUUGGGUUCAAAGUUCAUCUGAAUCACUUUCCCUGGAGAUCCCGACUCUAGCAUGUACAUGCGUGGUGGCCACUCUCUUCUGGCUUCUUCUCACACUGCUGAUUCGCAAACUCAAACAGCCGAACUCCACUAAUGGCAAAGCAGAGUACCUGCCAAUCAUCCUGCAUCCGGGGGAUGAACAUCUGGUGGAGAACUGCGACAGAUUACAGUAUGAUCCCGCCCAAUGGGAGUUUCCACGUGACCGCCUUCAACUUGAAAAGCCCCUGGGGCGAGGGGCAUUUGGCCGAGUAAUGCAGGCCUCAGCUUUUGGCAUUUGCAGUUCAGCCAGCUGCACCACAGUGGCCGUCAAAAUGCUUAAAGAUGGCGCUACGCCCAGUGAACACAAGGCUCUGAUGACAGAACUGAAGAUCCUCAAUCAUAUUGGUCAUCACCUCAAUGUGGUCAAUCUUCUUGGUGCAUGUACCAAACCAGGAGGGCCUCUGAUGAUCAUAGUUGAAUACUGCAAGUUUGGCAACCUGUCUGCGUACCUUAAGAGCAAACGAGAAGUGUUCCUGUUGAACAGGGUGAGCAGAGAAGAGGAGGGAGGCAUGAAGGAGGGAUUUAAAGCACGAUUAACUAGUGUGUCCAGCAGCCAGAGCAAUGCCAGCUCAGGGUUUAGUGAGGAGAAAGGAGAAAUCUCAGAGGAGGACAGCGGUUCACUUCCUGAAUCCAACAGCCCUCUGCUGCUUGAAGACCUGAUCUCUUACAGCUUUCAGGUGGCCAGAGGAAUGGAGUUUCUCGCCUCUCGUAAGUGCAUCCAUCGUGACCUUGCUGCCAGAAACAUCCUGCUGUCCAACAACAACGUGGUGAAGAUCUGUGAUUUUGGCUUGGCCCGAGACGUAUACAAAGACCCAGACUAUGUGCGCAAGGGAGAUGCACGGUUACCACUGAAAUGGAUGGCACCUGAAUCGAUCUUCGACAAAGUCUUCACCGCUCAGAGUGACGUGUGGUCAUAUGGAGUUCUGCUCUGGGAGAUCUUCUCACUUGGAGCGUCUCCAUACCCAGGGCUGAACAUUGAUGAGGCGUUUUGUCACAGACUGAAGCAGGGGACUCGGAUGUGUCCUCCUGAGUACAGCACCCCGGAGAUUUACAGCAUUAUGAUGGCAUGCUGGGAAAAUAACCCUGAGGACAGACCUUCUUUCUCUGCUCUUGUGGAGAUACUGGGAGACCUCCUUCAGACCUGUGUCCAACAGGAUGGAAAGGAUUAUAUUCCACUGAAUGCUUUUAUUUCUGGAGAAGGAAAUACCGUCACGCCGCACAUCGUCCAGAAAGACAUAAGCCAGAAAUCACUGGGAACUUCAAGCUACAGCAGCUCUGGGAAAAUCAAAGCCAUCAGCACUUUUGAGGAUCUACACAAAGAAAUCCCUGAUGACAACCAGUCUGACAGUGGAAUGGUUCUCCCGUCUGAAGAGCUGAUUCGGGUGAAGUGGACGGACAGAUUUAAAACCCAAAACAUCACUAAGUUCUUCUCUAAAGGUGAAAACCAGCACAUGAAGCUGCCUUGUAUGAAUAGCGCCCCCUGUUGUCAUCAGAGGGAGGUUCCUCCGGUGUGUUCCUCAGAGAGGUGCUGCUCUCCCCCGCCAGACUAUGAAGCUGCUCUCCUCUACCCCUGUUUCUAACACUUGCGUCAGCCAAGCGACCUGUAAACACAAGUCAACAUCCGUUACCACCACCACAAAAACACUGCUUAUCUCAACUCUUUUGCUUUCAGUACCUUAUUAUGCAAUGUUUGUCCUGUUAAACCAGUGUUUCUGACUGAAUCUCUGCACAUUCCACCCUCUUUACCCAAGGAACUUCUGUGAUUUUCUUAAUCAAUCAUAAUUACUGAUUAAGGAUUUUAAAAAAGAACAAUUAGACAUUUUUUAGAGAUUACACUUAAAGCAAUUUUUAGCCAGUUAUAACAUUAAGAAAAAUAUGGACAUUUCUUUUUAAGGAGUUAAUUGGGAUUAAUCAGGCCUGGGAAUUUUCAUGUGUUUCUUGACUUUUGUCUGCAGCGUUACUAUCUUGUUGGCAACUAGCAUUUCAGCGCUUUUGUUUUUAAACUUAUCUCAUAUCUGUAUACCUUCUUUGAA